AUGCAGGGGACCGCAUUCGUCAACUACAUUCGCGACUUUCACCGGCAGCUUCUCGACCGUGGCUUGAUCAACGGUACGCCACACGUGCUCGUGCUUGAUGGCCACGCCUCGCAUGUCACCUACGAAGUUGUCAAAUUGGCCAGGGACCUAAACAUCGUCCUUUACCAGAUACCGUCCCACUCGUCUCAUGUUGUUCAGCCCUUGGACGUCGUGUCGUUUGGGUCAUUCAAGCGGGAAAUCACCAAGCUUCUCGACCGUGGCUUGAUCAACGGUACGCCACACGUGCUCGUGCUUGAUGGCCACGCCUCGCAUGUCACCUACGAAGUUGUCAAAUUGGCCAGGGACCUAAACAUCGUCCUUUACCAGAUACCGUCCCACUCGUCUCAUGUUGUUCAGCCCUUGGACGUCGUGUCGUUUGGGUCAUUCAAGCGGGAAAUCACCAAGGUUCUCUCGGCCUUCCCGGCACGAAACGGCGGAAGGGUGCCCGCGAAGAGCGACAUGUUGGGCAUUCUUGGGGAUGCUUGGUUGCGGAGCUUUUCCGAGGAACAGAACAUAUCAUCCUUUGCAGGGGCAGGCCUUUGGCCGGUGGACGGGGAGCGGGCGAUGGGUCGACUUCAAGAUGUAGGGAAGAGGAAGCAACGAUCAGGUGCCCGCCCGCCCGUCGAGGACAUCACAGUGGCCAUUUCCGACUAGGAUCUUGCCGACAACCUCGGCCCACGAACGUUUCGCGAGCUGCAGCAAAAGGGCCAGUGCGUCAAGGGCAUCCUUAUCAACACGGUCAUGCUCGGAGCCUUCGUCAAGGCGAAAAAGAAGCAGAAGAAGCUCGCCAUCACCCGCAAGUCGCAAGGUCUCCCGGAAGGAGGGGUUAUCACGUGCGAUGACGUCAUGCAAAAAUACCUCGAGGACGAACGCCAGAAGGUGGAGGCCNGGGA
Messenger RNA from Ectocarpus sp. CCAP 1310/34, 932 nucleotides. Lineage: Eukaryota; Phaeophyceae; Ectocarpales; Ectocarpaceae. The record is from the annotation of a GenBank genome assembly.